CCCUAGAAACGAGGGUAAGCAAAAUGGCCUCCUUCGCAAAUGUGAAGGUGAAGGCUUUCGCCAAUACGGUAGCUAAUGUUUUCAUGAAAAAUGGAGCUUGCAUGUUGAUGAGAAAUGAAAUAAGCUUUGCAAGAAAUUCAGGUACUCCUGCUAUCUUCAAAUGUUUCUGCUCAACCACUUCAUCAGUUGUAGAGAAGAGAGAUGGAACAAGACCUAGAACCAAGUCACCAUCUUCUACAAUUUCAAAACGAGAUAGACUAUUUAGAGAACUGGCCAUUAUCAUCAGAAAAGGCAAAGUUGAUAGGUUUACAAAGGACUCCUGGCUUUGCACAGCAUAUUCAACAGGUGAAUCAUACAACAUUGAAGCUUUGAGAAAGUAUUUUGAGAGGAAAAGUAGCACUUACAAAGUGGCAGAAUUACCUAAAGAUACAUCAGAUGUCUUAAGGAUUUCACGUCAAGAGCAACUCGGAGCUGAAAGUCAUGAAAUUUUCUUCUUUAGGCGCCUAGGAGCUUUUGUUUGCUGGAAUGUAAAUGAAGCAGAAAGAGUGGAAUUAAAGUUGAUGCUCAAUGAUUUUCAAACAAAGCCUUAUCCUGACGAACUUGUUGAGCGAGAAAAUGAACAGCUAACAUAUCUUUAUAAAGAACGGGACUCAAAUUUGGCUGGUGGGGAUAUUCACCUGAACAGCAAAUUAGGGGAUGAAAAUAAAGCAUUAGAAAAAUAUGCAUUUGCAAAUGCAAUGGCUUUAUCAGUGAAGCUUGCUAUAUGGGAGGCUGCAUUGGAUCAGUUUGUAGAUUCUUUGAGAAAUAUUCCAGAGGAUUUACAGAAAGGGCUUAAGCCCAACAUAUCAAGAAAACAAGUUUUACAGAAGUUAGGAGAGCUUUUAAGCUUACGGCAUCAGAUAAAUUUGUAUUCAGAUCUACUUAUGACGCCAGACUUUUACUGGGACAGAGAGUCUUUGGAGAUUCUGUAUAAUAAAACAUGCAAUUAUUUAGAUGUUGGAAGGAGAACAAAGGUAACAAAUGAGAAAUUAAAUCUUUGUUCAGAAAUGGUUGAAAUUCUUAGAAGUCACUUAGAUGACAGACACUCUUUGAGAGUUGAAUGGGCUAUCGUUGCUCUUAUUGCCAUAGAGGUAUUAUUUGAAAUUGGGCAUUGGAUAGAGAAGUUUUUCCCGCUAUAAACUAUCAACAGGCAGUGGAUCGCUCAAUCACACUCUCAACUUCUAAUAAAUACAAAUAAAUUUAGAAGGUUUGCCAAUCCACAUCAUUACAUUUUAUGGUACAAGAAUGCUAGCCUAAUUAGCAGAGCCUAGAGACAAUUUAUGACUGUUUUUAUGCUAUGUAAUAACACCAAUGUAUAUCGCCUAAGUUUUUAGCUUCAACAAAAAGUUUGAAAAAAUACACAUUAUUUGAUAAA
Rhopilema esculentum is the source of this 1414-nucleotide messenger RNA. The record is from RefSeq and is a predicted model, not a curated record. Lineage: Eukaryota; Metazoa; Cnidaria; Scyphozoa; Rhizostomeae; Rhizostomatidae.